CAAAAUGAAUGUAAUUUUAAUCAUUUUAAUUCAUAUUCCGGCCAGAAUGGAUGUGCGUCGUUAGUGCGCCAGGAACUUUGGCGUUAUAAGAAAAAGGCCGGCAUGGCCGCUUUCAGGUUCCUCUCUGGUUCCUCUCUGGCGAUGAUCUAGGAGUACAGAAAUGACAAUCCGCAAAGCGAUUCUUUCGCGUAUCGUCGUUGCGCUGCUCCUAUGUACGCAGAACGUACAGGUUUGCUCGGGAAUCGAAGCCGAGAUCGACCUCGACGUGGAAGGAAAUGGAUUUCAUAGAACGUUGAUCUAUCGUGUACACUUCAAGAAUCUUACUCAGGACAACUGUCAAGCUGCCAUUUACAUAGAACUGCCAUCAGCAUUGUACGUCAAUAUUGAUGAAAUAGCAGAGCUGAGAAGACGAGGAACGAACACAGUAUGCUCCGUCGGCGAGACCGACGUCGAGUUGUUUGCAGAGAAAGCUGGUCAGCAGAACGUGACGACUUGCGCAUCAGUAAGUUCAUCGUCUUCAUCCAGUUUAAUAAUUCCCGUUCAUCAGCGUUACCGAUACGCGCGCGAGACCGGCGGUUACGUCAACGUGACCCUGCCCAUGGUGAGGCUGCUGCUGGGUUGCCAGCAGAGGAUCAGGGACCACAGGGUGUCCAAGAUAGACCUGUGCGAACCGUGCGUCAGCCUGAUGGUCAAGUGGCGCGAAAUUCCGUAUCGUAUGUCGAACAAUCGCGAGCACGUUUGGCCGAUACCGGUCGGUGACUCAUCUCUCUCGCUUUUUGUCACUUGCGCCACGUUACUGACGACGAUUGUCGGCGGAUUAUUCAUCGGGCAUGCCAUUUGGACCCACCCGUCGCAGAGUCACCCGAAAGAAGACUGAGGUAGCUAAGAUUUUAAAAUAUAUAGGCAGUUUUUUGUACAAUUAUAUUAAAUUUUUAUUGAUGGAUUAUUUUAGACAGAUUUAAUAUAACGAUUUCUCUUGUAUAAGACAUACGAUUAAGCCGACUAUAUUUAACACAUCUUUCUAUUUGAAUAAGAUUAAGAGAUCUUAUUACAUGAAGUGUGAAUUUAUUUAAAUUAAGCGAAUUUAUCUAAAUUCUAAGCUAAUUUUAUUGCGAGUUGCGACCACGCAUGAGAGUCUAAAAUGAAAUUAAUUACAGGACGAGAUUGAUUUCUUCGCUUACAUUCUUGAAGCGAAAUUAAAUAAAAGCCAUUCCGAUACGUCCUAUGUACACAUUCGGCUUGAAUUUUAUACAUAUUCGAGCGAUAUUUACAGCUUCUAGUCAAACAUUUUAAUAUGUAUUUUGUACAUGCUUCUGAGAUAACGUUAAUUGUUCUAAGUCAUUCAGAAGGUUACCACGCAAAUCACACAUCCACACAUUAAACAAAUAAUGUGAAAAAUAAAAUAUAAAAAAAAAG
Molecule: messenger RNA, 1416 nt
Organism: Solenopsis invicta (red fire ant)
Lineage: Eukaryota; Metazoa; Arthropoda; Insecta; Hymenoptera; Formicidae
Exons: 3
Coding region: 161-877 (238 amino acids)
Biological process (GO): GPI anchor biosynthetic process
Cellular component (GO): endoplasmic reticulum membrane
Source: RefSeq, a predicted model, not a curated record